AUGGCUCGAGGAGUCUGCUUGGCCCUUGCUGCAAUGGGCAUGUCGCUCAUGACAAGCUGUGCAGCCCAUGCGCACCAUGAGCAUGAGCAAACCGAAUCCCCAAUCUCGCGCAUCAACAUUGGCCCCAACUACGACUUCCCUCUGGAAGACCUGGACAAAGACCUGCCCUUCUCGCAGCCCGUGACGUUCGCCCACCUGCCGUGGCAGCGAUGCUUCUCCGCGGCGCACAGAUCGGACAUGGACAUCGCGAUCGUCGGGUUCCCCUACGACACGUCGACCUCCUACCGGCCCGGAGCGCGGUUCGGCCCACGAGGGAUCCGAGCAGCCAGUUCGCGCGAGAAGAAAGGCCGCAGCUACAACACAGUGUGGGGGGUUGAUCCGUUGACCGAGGGCAACCUCAACAUCGUCGACUGCGGCGACAUCCCGAUCACGCCGUUCGACGCGCAACACGCCUUCCGGCAGAUGGAACAAGGGUACCGGCAGAUCCUGUGGCACAACACGACGACGGCGGCCGGCUCGAACUGGCCGCGGCCGCGCGUGCUCAGUCUCGGCGGCGACCACAGCAUCGUGCUGCCCAUCCUGCGCAGUCUGAAGGAGGUCUACGGGCCGAUCAGCGUGAUCCAUCUCGACUCGCAUCUCGACACGUGGGACCCGUACGCCGGGUACACGGGGAUCGUGUCGGAACAGAGCGCCAUCACGCACGGCACUUUCUUCUGGCACGCCGCGCGCGAGGGCUGCAUCUCCAAGGGCACCUCCGUGCAUGGCGGCCUGCGCACCAAACUGUUCAGUCCCCAGGACUACGUGAUCGACCGGGACGUCGUGGGCUUUCAUCUCAUCGAGGCCCACGAGAUCGACGAGCCCGGCAUGGGUGGCAUGCCGGGCAUCAUUGAGCGCGUCAGAAAGACCGUGGGACACACGCCGGUCUAUUUGUCCAUCGAUAUCGACGUGCUGGAUCCCAGUAUCGCUCCCGCGACGGGGACCCCGGAGUCCGGCGGCUGGACCACGCGCGAGGUCAAGCGCUUCAUCAAGGGCCUCGAGGGUGUCCGUCUGGUCGGCGCCGAUGUCGUCGAGGUGAGUCCGCCGUACGAUACGGCCGCCGAGGUCACCAGUGUUGCUGCCAGUGAUUUGCUGGUCGACAUUCUGGCCCUGAUGGUCAAGGAUUCGGUGGGAAUGACUAAAUGGAAGGACGGUCCGUCGAAGACUGGAGACGAGGUCAAGGAUGAAUUGUAG
This is a messenger RNA of Capronia coronata CBS 617.96, 1230 nucleotides long. Its product is annotated as agmatinase. The transcript has a single exon. NCBI's taxonomy places the organism in Eukaryota, Fungi, Ascomycota, Eurotiomycetes, Chaetothyriales, Herpotrichiellaceae. The coding region runs from base 1 to 1230 and encodes 409 amino acids. Gene Ontology annotation, molecular function: agmatinase activity; metal ion binding. The record is from RefSeq and is a predicted model, not a curated record.